AUGAAUUCAAUGGACUCGACGUACGCCCCGGACGCCUCCGGUGCUACGCCGAAGCAGACGGGGUACGUCCCGACGCUGAAGAUGAACGACGGGAACGAGAUCCCCAUGCUCGCCUACGGCCUCGGCACAGCCCGCUCCAAGGGCGAGGCCGAAGAGGUCACCAAGCUGACGCUCAUGGCGAUCAAGAACGGAUACUAUCACCUGGACGGCGCAGAGGUCUACAAAAACGAGCGCGAACUCGGCGCCGCCAUCGCCGCCUCCCAUCUCCCGCGCCAGUCCCUCUACAUAACAACCAAGCUCCGCGGCACCGGCGGCAAAUCCGACAGCGUGGCCACCGCCUUCGACGCCUCGCUCGCGCGCCUGGGGCUGGACUACGUAGACCUCUACCUAAUCCACGCGCCGCAUCUCGCCUCCACACCCCAAGAGCUCCAAUCCAUCUGGGCGCAGAUGGAAGCCAUCAAAGACAGCGGCCGCGCGCGCUCCAUCGGCGUGUCCAACUUCCUACCAGAGCACCUGGACACCGUGCUGCAGACGGCGCGCGUCCCGCCCGCGAUUAACCAGGUCGAGUUCCAUCCGUACCUGCAGCACGCGCCCGGAUUCGUCGACUACCACCGCAACCAACAAAUCGCGCUUGCGGCCUAUGCGCCGCUGACGGCGGUUGCGAAGGCGGCGCCGGGGCCUGUGGACGGGGUCUAUGAGGCCCUGGCGAAGAAGUAUGGUGUUGGUGUGGGUGAUGUGGCGUUGAGGUGGUGUCUGGAUCAGGGCAUUGUGGCGAUCACUACGAGUGCGCGGGACGAGCGACUGCAGGGGUUCAUGAAGAGCGUGCCGGCAUUCAAGCUGACGCCUAGGGAGGUCGGGGAGGUGGCGGAGUUGGGGCGGCAGAAGCACUUUCGGGGGUUUUGGAAUAGGCAUUUUCCGGAUGAUGACCGGCGGUAG
Messenger RNA from Anthostomella pinea, 936 nucleotides. NCBI's taxonomy places the organism in Eukaryota, Fungi, Ascomycota, Sordariomycetes, Xylariales, Xylariaceae. The record is from the annotation of a GenBank genome assembly.